AUGAGGGGUCGACCUAUUAAGAUGCCUCACAUUAAUUCCGGGUUCCCAUCUCGUGUGAAUCCUGAUAUAGGUGAUGAUUCGCAUUCAUCUACAAGCAAUUCGCCUGCCCGUGCCGAUUAUGAGGAAUCCGAUUUCUUCACCGGAAACAACGAUUCGCAGUCCUCCAUCGGCGUGCCAACGUUCCAAGAUAUGGCUGUGACAGAGACUUGUGUAUCGGCAUCGAACAGAUUACCGGCAGAAGUCCUCAUCAACAUAUUUGCAAGGCUCUCCCAUCCAAACGACCUUUUAUCUAGCAUGCGAGUAUCGAAGAAAUGGGCUAGGAACAGUGUUGAUUUGUUAUGGCACCGACCGGCAUGUUCGACAUUUCCGAAACUCGGGCACAUUUGCAACACGCUUACCUUGGAAAACCCCUACUUCGCAUAUCGAGAUUUCGUCAAAAGGUUAAAUCUGGCCAUCUUAGCAGAUCGUGUCAGUGAUGGAACCGUUCAACCUCUCUCCGUAUGCACAAGGGUGGAACGGUUAACCUUGACCAACUGCGUGGGUAUCACAGAUAGUGGAUUGACUGGACUUAUCACCGAUAACAGUCACCUACUUGCUUUGGAUAUUUCUGGAGAUAAACAAAUUACCGAGGCUUCCAUGUUCACUUUGGCAGAGCACUGUCGUCGACUACAAGGCCUGAAUAUAUCGCAGUGCGUUAAAAUCUCGUCUGAGUCUAUGAUUAAAGUAGCUGAAAGUUGCCGACACCUCAAACGUCUUAAACUAAAUGAAUGUGAACAAUUAGACGACCGAGCCAUCAUGGCAUUCGCUCUAAAUUGCCGUAACAUCCUCGAAAUAGAUCUCCACCAGUGCAAAUUUAUUACCAACGACCCGAUUACCGCUCUCAUCACAAAUGGAAACGCUCUGCGAGAACUUCGAUUGGCGAAUUGCGAAAUGAUUACCGAUAACGCAUUCCUCAACCUACCUCAUAGGGUGACAUAUGAUCAUUUACGCAUAUUAGAUCUCACAAGCUGUCAGCGUCUCACAGAUGCUGCUGUUGAAAAGAUCAUUACUGUUGCGCCAAGAUUGAGAAAUUUAGUAUUCGCAAAAUGUAGACUCUUGACCGAUCAUGCGGUUCAUUCCAUCAGCAGGCUGGGGAAGAAUCUUCAUUACCUUCACCUUGGACAUUGUGGGCAAAUUACCGAUGCUGCCGUUAUCAAACUCGUUCAAGCAUGCAAUCGUAUCCGUUAUAUCGAUCUCGGUUGUUGUAUUCACCUCACAGAUGCAUCUGUCACCAAGCUCGCUACCCUUCCCAAGCUAAGGCGCAUCGGUCUAGUUAAGUGUUUAGCUAUUACCGACGAGAGUGUUAUAGCAUUAGCUGUCGCGCAAAGACAAAGGCAGUUAGGACACAGAGGACAUCAUAUCGACGACGCAGCUUACACUGGAAGUUGUCUUGAAAGAGUACAUCUUAGCUAUUGUACCAAUUUAACGCUUUCGAGCAUAAUCCUACUGCUUAAGAAUUGCCCAAAAUUGACUCAUCUAAGUUUGACUGGCGUUCAAGCUUUUCUACGACAGGAUCUCGAACAGUUUUGUAGAGAUGCUCCGCAGGAGUUCACUGAACAUCAGCGCAAUGUUUUUUGUGUCUUUUCCGGUCCUGGUGUCAACGGUCUACGCAAUUUCUUGACUCAAGAUGAACGACAAAUUAUUGAUGGGGACGAAGAUGAUAUUGUGAUUGAACCGGGGAUGGAUACACAAACUAUUUCAGAUGCUGAUGACGACCAAGCAAUGACUGGCAUGAUGAACGCGACGGCACUAAAUACCGAGGAAAACGACGCUGAUGUUGACGAAGCCUUAGAUGAUUCGCAGUUCCCAGUUUUUCCAUAG
Sclerotinia borealis F-4128 is the source of this 1860-nucleotide messenger RNA. NCBI's taxonomy places the organism in Eukaryota, Fungi, Ascomycota, Leotiomycetes, Helotiales, Sclerotiniaceae. The record is from the annotation of a GenBank genome assembly.